GUGAAGCUGCUGAUGCGCUUCUUGUGUGACACGGGGCUGUCGGGGGGCGCCUGGCUCUACCUGCCGCCUGCUGGUGGCGCGGCGGCAGGAGCAGCAUCAGUCGAGGCAGCGGUGGAGGCAGCAGCAGCAGCAGCAGUGCCGGCUCAGGGGUACGUGGCGGUGGCCUCGUCAUCCCGCCUUUCCACAUGUGACAUGGAGGUGGUAGCACCCUGGCGGUCCCUGCAAUCCCUCACGCCCGAUGCCACUCAGUUGGCGGAUCCCGACUGGUGCCCCGAGGUUGUUCGGCAAGCCGCCGCCGACAGCGACUGCAGCCAAGCCGCCGCGGCUGGCGAUGCCGGCAACGGUGAUCCGAUGUCAGCGGAGGAGGGGUCGCGGCCGCGACUGACGCCGCGGCUGGCGGCGGCAGUUCUCGCGGCUCGGGACGGUCGCAUUGCGCCAUUGACGGUUGUAACGGUUGAUGUUCUUGCGGCGCCCUGCGAUAUGACGAACCGUACACCGGUUGCCGCGAAGGAUGAUCCCGUGAUCUGCAUUGGGUGCGAUGUGCGGACGUACGGCACACCGGCGACGGCGGCGGCGGCGGCUGCUGCCGACGUAACGCCGCAUGGACGCACCGGAGGUCAACCGACGCGUGUGGUCUUCAUGGUUACAGGUAACUCCUUUCAGACCCAUGGGUCGCCACCACCCUCGCCAGCGAGCAUGGAAGGCGCGGAGCUGCGCUGCUUUGCAAGUGAAGCGGAUAUGCUGCUGGACUGCAAGGAGUGGUUGCUGCUCACGGACCCGGACAUCAUCACCACCUUCCAGGUCCGCGACACGCUCG
This is a messenger RNA of Astrephomene gubernaculifera, 817 nucleotides long. NCBI's taxonomy places the organism in Eukaryota, Viridiplantae, Chlorophyta, Chlorophyceae, Chlamydomonadales, Astrephomenaceae. The record is from the annotation of a GenBank genome assembly.